Molecule: messenger RNA, 1433 nt
Organism: Mesocricetus auratus (golden hamster)
Lineage: Eukaryota; Metazoa; Chordata; Mammalia; Rodentia; Cricetidae
Gene: Echdc2
Product: enoyl-CoA hydratase domain containing 2
Exons: 10
Coding region: 144-1034 (296 amino acids)
Biological process (GO): fatty acid beta-oxidation
Cellular component (GO): mitochondrion
Molecular function (GO): enoyl-CoA hydratase activity
Source: RefSeq, a predicted model, not a curated record
UGAGCUUUCCCACACCGCCUCGGGGUCUUUCUCUCCGCCCGUAGGUGGAGCCCUGAGCGAGCCUCGCCUGCCCCGGAACUUCGACUCUCCAGCUCAGCGGGGGAGGUCUCCGGUCUCCGAACCAAGGAGCCAGCCUGUUCCCGAUGCUGCGCGCCCUACCCCGCGCGCUGCGCCUCUCGCGGCCCUGGAGGUCCCCUGGGGCCCGCGACUGCGCCUCCAAAGCGAAGGACGGGACACCCGAGAUCCAAGUGCACGCGCUGACAGGUCCGGACGAAGGAAUCACCGAGGUUCUGAUGAAUAGGCCUCAUGCCCGAAAUGCCCUGGGGAAAGUCUUCGUCAGCGAGCUGCUGGAAGCUCUGGCCCAGCUUCGGGAGGACCAGCAAGUUCGUGUCCUGAUCUUCAGAAGUGCAGUGAAGGGUGUGUUCUGUGCAGGUGCAGACCUGAAGGAGCGAGAGCAGAUGAGUGCCACGGAGGUGGCGAUCUUUGUCCAGCGGCUGCGAGGCCUGAUGAGUGAGAUUGCCACCUUCCCUGCACCCACCAUUGCAGCCAUGGACGGGUUUGCCCUGGGCGGGGGCCUGGAACUUGCCCUGGCCUGUGACCUCCGAAUAGCAGCUUCCUCAGCUGUCAUGGGGCUAAUUGAGACCACUCGAGGACUUCUCCCAGGAGCAGGAGGGACUCAGAGGCUGCCCCGCUGCCUGGGCGUGGCCCUAGCGAAGGAGCUCAUCUUCACAGGCCGGAGACUGAAUGGGAUGCAGGCCCACGAGUUGGGCCUGGUAAAUCACGCUGUGGCUCAGAAUGAGGAGGGUGAUGCUGCCUACCACCGGGCACUGGCACUGGCUCAGGAGAUCCUGCCCCAGGCACCCAUUGCUGUGCGGCUGGGCAAAGUUGCCAUUGACCGAGGAAUGGAGGUGGACAUUGCAUCAGGGAUGGCCAUUGAACACAUGUGUUAUGCCCAGAACAUCCCAACCCAGGACCGACUGGAAGGGAUGGCAGCCUUCAGGGAGAAACGACCCCCAAAAUUUGUUGGCAAGUGACCCAGUUAAUUUAACCACACACCAUAAAGAAUAGGAUCCAGAGGAAAAGUGGGCAGUCUAGCCCUCUUAAGUUCACCUCUGGCCUUUCGACUCCGUGAUUGGCAUGGUGCUGACCAUGCCACACACUGCUACCUCCCACGUUGCUCACCUUGGCUAGUCACUGGGAUCCAGGCCUUCCUGUCUCUCUUCACUCAAAUACACUUUGGGUCUCUGUAAUUAGCCCCAGUCAUCAUGGGAAGCAGUGAGAGGGAAGCCCUCAUUUCUUCCUCUCACAGAAUAAACCCAGGCGAACCAUAUAACCACUAGAACUCAGCUUUUUUUUUUUUAAUCUGAAAAUAAUCAGUUGUGGUAACUUAAAAUCCUUGUGCUCAAUAAAUGUGCUACAACCGUUGGCUUGUA